AUGGCAGUUAGGCAUCGAAAGAGUGAGCUAAAAAUGCUUCCUUCGGAUGUCAUGGCAGUUAGGCAUCGAAAGAGUGCUGCAGCUAAAAAUCAAGCCAGAAAUAUUUUUAGACAUGACCCACUCACCCCCUUGGUGCUCGUGCAUCCAAGGUCUUCAAUGCGUAGCUCUCUUCACAACCCUCCAAUUAACAGUCCAGUGACAACCUGUAUUCACGCAACAAUUUACCAGCUCACGCCUCCCAUGUGCAGCUACCUGCCCCUCCCCAACUCAUCAGUGAACGAAACUGUGGCAGCCACAACCACUGUAUGCGAAACGAUAAGUGAAAAAGAUGGCUCAUUAAUUCACUCGCAAAAACGUCAACUGGAGAGAUGGGCCGAACACUUCGAAGAGCAGUUCAGCUGGCCUCCUGCAACACAGCCCGUGGAGAUAAUGCAUCCGGGCGAAUGGAAUGUAAACCUUGAUCGCCCUUCGGAAGAAGAAAUAAGGUAUGAAAUAGCCGUACUGAAACGUGAGAAGGCACCAGGACCGGACGAUCUGUAUCCAGCCCUCUUCAAAGAAGGCGGAAAUUCCCUGUUGACUCACCUGACAAAGCUUAUUGGCACUAUGUUGGACGAAGAGAAAGUGCCUGCAGAAUGGGGCAUGUCAACAGUUAUCCCUAUCUUCAAAAAUGGUACACGGACGCAAGCCGAAAACCACCGUGGCAUCAGCCUGUUAGCUGUGGCAUCGAAGGUGCUCUCUGGCCUUAUCCUUCGAAGGUUUGAUCAUUAUUUUAACAAACGUAUUGGUCAGUCAUUAUCCGCCAAGAUGGACGAUUUCAUCAGCGAAUGCCUUUUGGGUUCCGGAACAUGUAGCGAAGUGUAUAAAAUGCGACACCGAACUAAGCCGGAACUCGUUAUGGCUGUAAAGCACAUGCGCCGGUCUUCAACUUGCCCAGAAGAAAACAAGCGAAUUAUGAGGGAUCUUUAUGUUGUUACCAAAUGCAAUGACUGUGAGUACAUAGUUCACUGCUUCGGGAUAUUCCUAACCGCGAGUGACGUCUGGAUUUGCAUGGAAAUCAUGUCGACAUGUUUGGACAAAUUAUUGCGUGACCUCCACCGUCCAUUCCCUGAAAAGGUUUUGGGGAAGGUGACGGUAUCUAUAACAACAGCUUUAGAUUAUCUGAAACAUAAACACAACGUCAUGCACAGAGAUGUAAAACCCUCCAAUAUGCUGCUGAGUUACGAAGGUAUAGUAAAGCUCUGCGACUUUGGAAUCAGUGGGGAACUGAAAGAUUCCAUCGCCCGAUCAAGACAACUUGGUUGUAUUGGAUAUAUGGCCCCUGAACGCCUUGAAAGCUCUUCGUAUGAUGUCAGAGCAGAUGUGUGGUCACUCGGCAUAUCACUCCUGGAAUUAGCCACUGGAUCUUUCCCCUACAAAGGCACAGAAAUUGAAUUCGCAAUCAUGAGCAAGAUCAUAUCUGAACCACCUCCAUCGCUACCACACCAUAUUCCAUGUUCCUCGGCUUUCCGACAUUUCAUCGAUCUUUGUCUGAAGAAGGACCAUCGACAGCGGCCUAAAUACCAUGCUCUCAUGAACACUGAUUUCUUUCGUCGUCACAACGUCCCCCCGCGCCAUGUGCUGGAUUGGCUUCAGUGUAUCCCACUCAAAUAUUUACAUCGGCCGAACAGUCCUAGUCCAACACACAAGGUUGACCCAAACUCCCCGGCUGCCAGCAGUUCUCCGUCACUCAAUUCUCCGCUUUCAAAUUCUACUGUGAGUCCCGACCUUUCUCAGGCGCUCAGUAGUGUGUCUUUGGGGGAUUCGUUCGAACAAAAAGCAUCGGACAAUCGUUGUGAUUCUCAAAAUGGAUUGGACGUCGUUGUUGUCGCUGCUCCUACGGUAAACGUUUAUUCUCCUCUUCAGCAUCAGCAUAAGAACGAACAUGCUAAUGAUAUAAAUUCAAACAACAGUAUCGCUCUCGGUUCGGCCACUCGUGAUCGCAGUUUUAUGUCUGUUCAACCUGUCGUUUCUCACAGUUCGUCAAUUUACCCUCCCCUUUCAACUGUUAGUGGAACCCGAGUCGGAGUAGAGCAUAUAGCCACAUCCUCAGCGCAGUCACAGGAACCUCUGUCCCACGCAUCUUCUGGAUACGGGUCUGCUGGUUCAGAGGGUUCUCCUGGAUCCGUUAUCAAUAUCGUCCGUCCUAUGACUAGAGAAGUGAACGAGGCGCGCCAUCUGCACUCCAUUUCCACUCAGCGCUUUAGAGGGCAGCUAUUAGCUUCGGGAAAGGAGACGCACCCAUCAGGUACGUGUUCUUCAGGGCAAUCAGAUUCAUCAAACCGAAUACUACAGAUUCCACAGGUGAACUUGAAUGGAUCAGCUGGCGUUAGCAUUUAUCACUGCAUGGAUUCUGUGUCUCAUGUACAUUCAGACCAAUGGAGUAUUACUGCUUCUUCUUCUCGAACCCGAACACAGCGCAGCAGCGCGACGAAGUGCCCUGCAGUUCCCAACUCAGUAACUCCCUUAAUCAAAAAGUUUGAGCCAGAUUCCAGCCGAUUCGGUUUUGCUCGGCCUGGUGCAGCAGGAGCGACGGACCAUUCGGCUCGAAGCUUCACUCCCCCGCUCACCGGCAAUAGAAUCGCAGACCCCGUUUGUGCUCCAUCCACACUCGCAGAUCGUUCUGCUCGACAGGAUCUCCAACGACCACUUUAUUCCCAGGUCCGAUCUGCCUCCGUUGGACGCAAUCUACAUCGUAGCCACGCCCAACGAUGGCCUUCUAGGCCACAGCUGUACAACAAACUCCCACUUACGAUCUUCAAAGCAAAUAUGGGACACACUCGCAAUCAGCCACCUGGGUCUGAAACUGUGGCUGUUCCGUGUGUUUCAACCAUAGGCCAGUCCGGGGUUACAGAUUCACAGCAAUACCACCAUCAUUAUUUUCACUAUUACCACCAUCGCCAUAAUGAAACCGCAAACCAGGAUCCUCAAAAUAUUCAAAACCCCUCUCCUUCUAGAGACCAAAUCUUGACCAAUUCGGCUGCAACCAUUCAUGACAACCCUAGCCACCCGAACCGAUCUCUUUCGUAUUCUAAUGGAACUAGACUCGCCCAUCGGCUACUUACACACCCAAUUCCAGCACAAACCACUGCUCUGUCUAAGGACUUACCUUUCCGUCCGAAAAAGCAAUCAAAUUCCCUGUCAAAUGGUCAGCUAUGCUAUUCGUCACCUCUAGGUUUCCGCCAACCGUUAGGACCCAUGUUCAAAAUGGAAAAUCCCUCUGUUCCUUCUCGUAUCCCACGCUUUUCCCAAGGUUCAUGUCAGGACGAGCCUUAUUCCAGGUCUUCUCAACGGUCCUCCUCCCAACCCGCAGUUGCAAAUCUUCGGAACACCUCUUUUGAGACAGAUUUAUAGAGCACAACCUAGGCUUCUUCUGUAUGCACUUGUCAUCUUAGGAAGCGCCACCUAGCCCGGUCUUUUAUUUUUAAGAUUCCCUCUUCCCGAAUUGUGUAAAAGGAUGGAGAGACCUCAGAUUUCACGAUUCUUUUAAUAGGAAACCGAUAAAAGAUGUCCGUUUGAACUCUCCAUGUAAGUUUGGGUCAAGUGCCUAAAAUACUGCUUGUUCAGAGCUGUACAAUUGGCACAUUUUCUCUAGAUUGUACUCUGUGCUUUCUCCCUCUCGCUUUAAUCAUUUUCACCAAUUCAUAAGUGAUCUCAUCCUAUUUGUUUCAAUCCUGACUCAUUAAUUGACUUGUAUAUUGUACUAAUCUUGGCUUAUGUUUCAUUCCCUCCAAUGGUCAUCCUUGGGCUACUUUUCAUCUAUUUUGACAAUCUAUGUGUAUAAAUUAGUUGAUCGGAUCACAUCGUACUGUUUAAAUACAUCCAGU
Opisthorchis viverrini is the source of this 3863-nucleotide messenger RNA. RefSeq lists its product as hypothetical. Bases 1 to 3390 code for a protein of 1129 amino acids. Gene Ontology annotation, molecular function: protein kinase activity; ATP binding. Gene Ontology annotation, biological process: protein phosphorylation. The record is from RefSeq and is a predicted model, not a curated record. The transcript is spliced from 7 exons. NCBI's taxonomy places the organism in Eukaryota, Metazoa, Platyhelminthes, Trematoda, Opisthorchiida, Opisthorchiidae.